AGCAUUCACUUCCAGCUCUAUACCUUUUCUAUCAAUGGCGCUAGAAGAUGGAGAGAAACCAGGGUCUACUUUGGUGGUGGUGAGAAAGCCAAACGAUUGUAUCAUUCUCUUGCUGAGAGUUGUUGCAUUCUUGGCCACACUUUCCGCAACUCUUGUGAUGGCACUCAACAAAGAAACCAAAACCUUGGUUGUUGCUACUGUUGGGACUACUCAAGUUAAAGCAACUCUCACAGCCAAGUUUCAACACAAUCCAGCAAAUGUGUACUUUGUUGUAGCUAAUGCAAUGGCCAGCUUUCAUAACUUGUUGAUGAUAAUAGUGCACCUCUGCGGAGGCAAGUUCAAGGACAAGGGUCUUCGCCUUGUGAUGAUGGCCAUUUUAGACAUGAUGACUGUGGCCCUGGCAUCAUCUGGUGAUGGUGCAGCUACCUUCAUGGCACAGCUAGGGAAGAACGGAAACUCACACGCAAGGUGGAACAAAAUCUGUGACAAGUUUGGCAAGUUCUGUGACCAUGGUGGUGGUGCUCUCAUUGCUUCUUAUAUCGGGCUGCUUCUUUUGGUGGUUAUCACGGUGUUGUCCAUCAUCAAGCUACUCAAAACCAAAUAGAGCACUCCUACGCAAUAGUCUCUUUUCAUGUAUACUUGUUUGAUUUGUGUGUUAAUGUUUGAUUGAUGUGUUUACUGUUUCUGGAGUGCUAUCCACAAACCCACAAUCACAUAAGAAGAUGGUUAUUACAUAUGUAGGGGGUGGAGGAAUGACAUGAACUUGUUUGUAACUGGUGAAAUUUUACAUACAAUCGCUUCACAAUUUAUCUUUUGAACAA
Fragaria vesca subsp. vesca is the source of this 821-nucleotide messenger RNA. RefSeq names its product CASP-like protein POPTRDRAFT_823125-like. NCBI's taxonomy places the organism in Eukaryota, Viridiplantae, Streptophyta, Magnoliopsida, Rosales, Rosaceae. The transcript has 3 exons. The record is from RefSeq and is a predicted model, not a curated record. Bases 35 to 604 code for a protein of 189 amino acids.